Molecule: messenger RNA, 1673 nt
Organism: Phalaenopsis equestris
Lineage: Eukaryota; Viridiplantae; Streptophyta; Magnoliopsida; Asparagales; Orchidaceae
Product: putative amidase C869.01
Source: RefSeq, a predicted model, not a curated record
AAAUACGUGUCUAGAUAAUUAAAAUAUUUUGAACAUCAAUGGCCUUCAUCCUUUCCCCUCUGUGUUUCUUCUUUCUCAUCCUUUCAGCCAUCAGCGCCUUCGCCGUGGGCAGUGCCACUGAGCUGGACUACGCUGAAGCUACCGUUGCCGACAUCCAAGCUUUUUUCGAAGACGGCCGCCUCACCUCCAGGCAGCUCGUGGACUACUAUUUGAGCAGAAUUCAAUCUCUCAAUUCCGAUCUGAAUGCCGUCAUCGAAGUCAAUCCCGACGCCCUCUCCGACGCUGAUCGUGCAGACGAAGAGCGCCGCUCUGGAAGCUGCCCCCGCGGCUCACUCCACGGCAUCAAGGAUAAUAUCGCCACCUGCGACCGCCUUAACACCACCGCCGGCACCUUUGCUCUACUAGGCUCCGUAGUCCCACGUGAUGCCGGAGUCGUCCACCGCCUCCGCAAAGCCGGGGCCAUCAUCCUCGGCAAGGCAAGCCUGAGCGAGUGGGCCAACUUCCGGAGUACGUUUAGAGCCCCCAAUGGCUGGUGCGCUCGCCGGGGGCAGGGACGAAACCCUUACGUGCGGGAGGCUGAUACGUGUGGGUCGAGCAGCGGUUCUGCUAUCGCGGCGGCAGCAGGGAUGGCGGCGGUGACACUAGGGACGGAGACAGAUGGGUCCAUCAUCUGCCCCUCGGCGGCAAACUCGGUGGUGGGGAUCAAGCCAACGGUGGGGCUGACAAGCAGGGCGGGAGUGGUGCCUGUCUCGCUCAGACAGGACACUGUGGGGCCAAUCUGCCGGACGGUGGCGGACGCCGUGGCGGUGCUGGAGGUCAUCGUUGGGUACGACGAUAGGGAUGCUGAAGCGACGGCGGCUGCUGCGAGGUUUGUGCCGGAGGGCGGGUAUCAGCAGUUCUUGAAGGCUGAGGGAUUGAAGGGGAAGCGGUUGGGGAUACUUGGCAAGGAGUUCUUCUCGUAUGAGAAGGGAUCUGUAGAGGAAAAGGCCUUUGCUGCUCACUUCAGAGUCAUGAAGGAAAAGGGUGCAAUCUUGUUUGACAAUCUGGAAAUAGCAAAUGCGAGUAUUAUAGUUGACAUGUCUCAAAGUGGAGAACUGACUGCUCUUUUUGCUGAGUUCAAGCUCGCACUCAAUACAUAUCUCUCUGAACUUACAGUCUCCCAUAUUAGAUCCCUCGCAGAUGCCAUAACAUUCAACAACAAACACAACAUUGAAGAAAAGAUAGCAGAGUAUGGUCAAGAUAACUUCUUGGCUGCAGAGAAGACAAACGGCUUGGGUGAAGUAGAGAGAGAAGCUAUUAAGAGAUUGGCUGAGUUUUCUGUUGAGGGAAUGGAGAGACUAAUGAAGGAAAAGAAACUGGAUGGUAUUAUAAGUCCAGAUAGCACUGCCUCUUCAGUUUUAGCCAUUGGUGGCCACCCAGGGAUUAGUGUGCCUGCUGGUUAUGCAAGCAAUGGUGUUCCAUUUGGCAUCUGCUUUGGGGGAUUGAAGGGCUCUGAGCCAAAGUUGAUUGAGAUAGCUUACGCUUUCGAGCAGGCAACCAAAGUUCGAAAACAACCAUUGUUGAAUAUAUCCACUGCAAUUAAGAAAGAUUUUAUUGUCUGAUUUGGGAUAUUUGUGUUAGCUUAUAUCUGACUGUUUCUAUCAAUUUAUUGAGUGAUUGCGCAUGUCUACUGU